AAAAAUUAUAAUGGAAUGAAAACAAGUAUCAACUAACUCUGUUUAUCAAUCAAUGUUCUGUCAGUGAUUUAAACUGUCUUUCGUUAGUAUAUAUUUUAAGUUACUUUCAAAAAAUGAAAAAAUACAACUCAUUUUUGAACCUGUUAAGGUUUUUGUUAGUCAUUUUAACUACUUUGGUGAGGUUAGGUUCAGGAGGACCGGAAGAAAACGAAGGUGUAAAAUAUGCCAAUAAAUGUGAAGUCUGCAAGAUUGUGUCACAUGAGCUCCAGGCUCGGUUGGAAGAGACAGGGAAAGUGCAGGAGGUUCUGGAGAUCGGCUAUUCUUUGGAUGACGUAAAACCUAAGAAAAAGACACAGUACAAAAAAUCGGAACUGAGACUGGUGGAGUCCUUGGAGAAUAUUUGUGACAAGAUCCUGGAAUAUAAUAUCCAUAAAGAGAGGGAAGAUAGCACAAGAUUUGCCAGAGGAAUGAGUCAAACGUUCAAGACGCUUCAUGGAUUGGUGUAA
Molecule: messenger RNA, 506 nt
Organism: Homalodisca vitripennis (glassy-winged sharpshooter)
Lineage: Eukaryota; Metazoa; Arthropoda; Insecta; Hemiptera; Cicadellidae
Product: protein canopy homolog 3-like
Source: RefSeq, a predicted model, not a curated record